GAAACUCGCUGUAAGCCCUCGUCAAGUUGAGGCCGGCCUGAUUCUUCUCUAUCCUCUGCCGCUACGUCGCGUAAGCCAGCGUGCACCAAAACGAGGACCCACCGACGGUACGGCGCCGUGAGACCUGGCUGCGACAAGGUGUCGCAGGGGCACGGUAGGCCAACCCCGUGAAGCUCCCCCUCGAUUGGGGUCCGCUCGAUCCGAAACGACACACGGCGAGGAGAAGGAAGGACCAGGAGGACUCGGAGGGCGCAUGCUCAACAGCUCGCCUUUGGUUUCGGGUCUCGCGCGCACGCGGCAUGCCUCCCGCUGCCUCCGCCUCGGAUCGCCGUCUCUCCCCUUGCGCUACGUCCCGCGCUCGACGCCGCGCUCGCCCGCCUUGGCUCGUCCCGCCUUUGCUGGUUCACGCUGUAAGCCCUCAACAAGCUGAGGCCUGCUCGAUUCACCGCCAUCUUUCGCCGCCGCAACACACGACGAGGAGAUGGAAGGAUCGAGAGGACUCGGAGGGCGCACGCUCAACAGCUCGCCUUUGGUAUUUGGGUCUCACGCGCGCGGCACGCGUCUCGCUGCCUCCGCUCCAGCUCGCCGUCUGGCCUUUUGCGCUAUAGCUCGCGCUCGACAUGGCGCGCGCACGUCAAAUAGCCCUUACCACCCCGCCGCCAAAGCCCACGCCCUUGGCCCGCGCGAUCUGCUCAAGACGCCGCGCGUUUGAUCAUUUGUCCCGCUCCCCGCCUUGACCGCUGCGUCUGCCUAGUGCGCCGCCG
Molecule: messenger RNA, 764 nt
Organism: Schizophyllum commune H4-8
Lineage: Eukaryota; Fungi; Basidiomycota; Agaricomycetes; Agaricales; Schizophyllaceae
Exons: 1
Coding region: 300-608 (102 amino acids)
Source: RefSeq, a predicted model, not a curated record